AACCCAUAUGAACAAACUAAAAAAACCAGCGCCAUCCGCAGAUGCAGCGAAAACGUCUCGCGUUCGAAUUUGCACGCACUGCAGCAUAAAUAUUCAAACCAGCGCUGGGACAUGCAGUUGCACAAACGCCGAGCCAAGCAAAAAUAUGGCCAGUGAAUUAUGUCAUAAAUGUGAAAGUGUUUCGAGUUGCACUGCAGCGGCGGCCUCAGCAACAACAACACCAGCGGCGGUAGCAACAAAAACUGCACGCAUGUGAAAAAGGAGUGCGAAGUGUGUGGAAAAAAAUCAAUUGAGAGGAAAAUUGCAUUUUCGCUGCCGCGACCGAAACGAAAAUAAGUGAAAGAAGAAAAUAUAUAUAAAUAUUUAUAUAUAUAAAGUGCGUUCGGGGUGUUUGCGUGUGUGUGUGUGUGUGGAAGGAAAGGAGCAAGAAGCAGCAGCAGCAGAAAUAGCAAAAGGAGGCAGCAACAACAAGAAGCAAGAGAAAACCGCCAGCAACAACAACAACCAGCAGCAGCCCCCUAAUAAAGAGCAGAGCAAAAAUGAGUUCAAGUUGUGAAAGAAUAGAAUGGGUCGAAAUCAUCGAGCCUCGCACCAAGGAGCACAUGUACGCCAAUCUCACCACGGGCGAGUGUGUUUGGGAUCCACCAGAAGAUGUGGCAAUUAAGCGGACCGACUCAUCGCAGUGGUGGGAACUGUUUGAUACGAAUACCCAGCGGUUCUACUACUACAAUGCGGCCACGCAGAAGACCGUGUGGCACCGGCCGAGCAAGUGCGACAUCAUUCCGCUGGCCAAGCUGCAGACGCUCAAGCAGAACACCGAUCCCAGCGAGCGUCGCGAGCAGACCACGCCCCAAAAGCAGCAGCAGGUGCAGCAGCAACAGGUCCAACAUCCUCCCCAGCAGCAGCAGAUGCAGCAGCAACCCUCACCCAUGUCGGGGCCGAACAAGAAGGGACGUGGUCAGCAGAGGAUCAGCGGAGGCAAUGGCACGGUGGCCAGCUCCGAGGAGAAGCUAACCAGCAGCGAAGUGAUCUCUAGUCCACGUGGCCGCCAAAGCUUUCGCGUUGGCACGGGUGACUCAUCCCGCUCCAUGGAUAUGCAGCAGCAGCAUCCGCAGGGCUAUGCCUCCAGGCGUUCGCAAGAUUCCUGCAAUCAGUACAAGGAGUCGGGCAAGUCAAGCGACUCUAGUCUCUCCAGUGCGCAUGGCUACAGGCGCUUCAAUGACGGCAGCGUUCCGGGGUCACAGCAUCCGGAUAACCUUCGCCUGGGCUCCCUGCAGAAACAUCAGCGGGGAGGGGGCGGCGGGGGCAAGGAUAAUGGAGCUUUUGAGAUGCUCCAAGAGAGCACCAGUUCGCACAAUUUACCGCAUGGCAGCACCUCCACAUCCUCAUCCUACGCCGGUGGCAGUGGCUAUGGAGACAAGUAUUUCGAUCACCAGCUGCUGCCCAACCACCUGCAGGGCUACUCCUCCAAGUCGUCGGACAUCGCCUCGCCCACGCACUCCAUUCACACGCCCCAGUCGCAGAAGAAGAAGAUGUCUCCGGAUGCAGCGCCCAUUGGGCAGUACAACUACGCACAACAGCAGCACCAGCAAAGGAACGCACAACGGAGUGGCGGAGGAGGAGGUGGUGGCACCGGAGCCCCGGUGGGCAAGUCCUACGGAGGCGAUCGCGAAUACAAGGUGUCUCUGGCCCGCUCGGGCAGCUUCAUGUCCUCUUCCAUUAAUCCCGCCGCCGCCGGCCACCACAGCAAAUCCUACCGCAAGAGCAGCGCGGAAGCGGCGAACGGAGGAGCCGCCAGCGACGACUCCAUGCACGAGAAGUACUUCAAGUCGGUGGAGAACACGCCACUCUCGCGCCGCCGCCACACCACGAAUGCCACCAAGAGCGGAGGCGGACCGGGUGGAGGUGGGGCCAGUGGCAGCAAUACGGCCACCAGUACGGCGGGCAGCGGCAGCAGCAGCCACAAGAAGCACUCCAGCGACUCCAGUCCACAGAGCCCGAUCAGUCCGCAGACGAAGAGCUCGCGCCAGGCCAAGACGAGUGCCACCAGCGCUCUGCCUCAGCUCCAGCACUCACCGCGGCUGCAAGAGCCGAGCCACAGUCUGGAUUUGCUGAGCCUGGAGAGGAUUUCGUUGGGCAAAGCGGGGCCCAUCUCGCCGGGCGGUGGUACAGAGAACCUGGGCCUGCUGACGCACUCGUCGCGCGGAUCCAACGACUCCGCCCGCCAACGCCAGAAGUCCAACAACUCCACGGCGAAUCGUUCGCAGUCGCAUCAUUACCCCGGGCAGAGUUCUUUGCGGCACAGUGCCAGUUCCAGUCUUGACAAACGGGGCUACCAUGUGGGAGGAGGCAGUGGCGAUGGAAGAGGAGGGUCAGGCGGGGAGAAGAGACGCUCAAAGCAGCACCCGUACCAUCAGCAGGCUGACAACAGCGACGUGGAGUACGACAACGGAAACACAUCGCCCUUGUACACCAACUGGGACCAGGAGAUGCCCCACUUGCUGCCCCUCAAGCACUACAUCAUCGAGCAGGCAAAGUUGUCGGGUCGCUAUGAGUACCGAGGUGGCGAUGGCGCCGAUUCGGACUCCUACCACUCGGACAGCCAGUCGGAGCACUCGCUCUCGGGCCACGAGCCGGACAACGAGGACUCAGACGGGGGAUCGGACACGCAUGGCGGCUAUCUCGAGCAUAACUACGGCAUGAUCGACGACUACGCCAACAUGGGUGACAGCGUCUCUUACUACGCGUACAUGUAUCCGCCGCACGAUCCCGCCGGAAGGGAGGAUAUCUCCGAAAACGUGGAGGCUGUGCUAGAAGGAAUCGGAGUCAAUGCGACAGAACCCUCGGCUCCAACCGCCACCGUUCCCAAGCCGAAGCCCCGUUACCAGAUCUCAUACUACGACACCGUUUCGCACAGUCCCUCGACCGGCAGCGGCUACCACGGUCAGCAGCUUUACUCCAACACGCCGCCCUUUACCGGGCAUGGUCAUGGCCAUCACGUUCCACCGCCCUCGCUGCCCCACCAGCAGCAGCUGCACCUGGAACCGAGCGACGCCAAGCAGAAGCAGUCGCAAACCCUGCCCUCGCCCAACAGGCAGAUUUCGCGGCUAGCUGGCGCCGGUCACCAGGGGUCCGGACCAGCUGCAUCAUCCAAAGAAGAGACCGGCCAUGGCCACAGUCUCCUUGCUGGUCAACAGCAGGCCACGGCGGGCAGUGUAACACCAGCCAGUCCUUCGCGACCUGGUCACAAGAUGGCCCCUCCUUCGCUGAAGCCCACCAUCCAGCAGAUCUUUCCACCCAGCGAACGUGCCCCGGGAAUGGGAUUGGGCGGGCCAACGUUAGCCUGCAUGAAAGAAUGUGAUAUUGAGAAGUUUGCUGCCGACAAUCUGAAUCUGCACUCAAAGGGAAUCUUCCGGAAGAAGGCGUCUGUGCGUGACAUGCUCAGUUGGACAGCGGAAGCGAUCAGUCGGCCCAUGUUGGCGCUGUCCCGGGACAAGGCGGAUAAGAAGACAGCCAUCGAGCUGUUCAAGCUCGUGCAGAUCUACAUGGCAGAUCGUAAGGCGCGCAUAGGCAUGACAUUGAAUUCGGUGGCCAUAGAAAUUAUCGGAGCAUCCUUACCACAGCAGCAAUUACGAGAUGAGUUGUAUGUCCAGUUGUGUCGCCAGACGACGGAGAACCCCAAGCGAGACUCGCUCAUCCGGGGCUGGGAACUGAUGGCCAUCUGUCUGUCCUAUGUUCCCCCAUCGCCCACGUUUCAACCAACACUGCUAAAUUAUGUCAAUCGUCAUCGGGAUCCUUCAUUUGCCACGUGUUUCAUGGAGGUGAGCAAGUGGCCCAUCCAUGUGCAGAUCUCACACUACGCCACAGUGUGUUGUCGCCGAUUGGAUCGCAUUGGUAGCAGUGGACGACGAAUGGCCAAAAAGCCAACUGUGGAUGAGGUGGAGCAGGCGCGGCAACAAAUCCUGAGGAACAGCAUGUUUGGCAACACUCUUUCCGAGGUGAUGGAGCUGCAAAAAGAUAAGUUUCCGUUCCGCAAGCUGCCCUGGAUACAGACUACCCUUUCAGAGCAAGUUUUGCUACUCAAUGGAAAGCAGACUGAGGGAAUCUUUCGCGUUUCCGCGGAUGUGGAUGAGGUCAAUUGCAUGAAGAAUCGCCUGGAUCGGUGGGAUGUUCCUGAUAAAAACACAUUAGUUGAUGCACAUGCGCCAGCCAGUCUGCUCAAGCUGUGGUAUCGAGAACUGUACGACCCGCUCAUACCGGAUGCCUACUACGAGGAUUGUGUGAACACAGAGGAUCCCGACAAAGCCAAAGAAAUAGUUAAUAAGUUGCCCGAAAUAAAUCAGCUGGUUCUAACGUAUCUAAUACAUUUCCUGCAACAAUUCUCCAUAUCCGAGGUGGUGAGUUGCACCAAGAUGGACUCCUCGAAUCUGGCCAUGGUGUUUGCGCCCAACUGUCUGCGCUGCACAUCCGAGGACCCCAAGGUGAUUUUGGAGAACGCGCGCAAAGAGAUGUCCUUCAUGCGCACUCUCAUCCAGCACAUGGACACGACGCACGUGGCCAAUCUGGUCUAAUGGAUGGAUGGAUUGUUGGCCAAGCGCAAUUAGCAACUACCUACCUACCAACCUACCAAUAUGUAAACGUUAUUAACCUACCCUAACUUACUACCUACCAAAUCUAACUUAAACACUCAAUUUGUAUUUAUACAAAGGAUGUCGAUGAAGGACGAUUAAUCUUGACUCCUACUUUAACUUUAACUCGUUUUGCUACUCGAAUUUUCUUACUAACUGCUACCAAAAUUAAUUUUAUUUCGUAAUGUCUAGGAAGCUUGUUAAGAACAAUGGCAACAACAACCCCAACCCCAAAUACUCGAAGAUCUUGUAACUCGUAGUGCUUUUUCAAACCAAAAACAGCUGAAAGAUGAAUCCAAAACCGAAAGCUCAAUGUGUGCAUGCCUAGUUAUGUCUCAAAUUGUAGUCGAAUUAAUUUAUUUUGCAUUUUAACUGUUGUUUUUCUUUAAAUGGAAUUUAAAUCAAAGCAAGCAAGCAAAUACUCAAAGAAACUCUAAACUCUCAAACAGUGCGAAGCAAAGCAAACCUUGAACAACUUCAUGCGAAGCCUAUAAAUAGUUAUAAAGUAAAGCUAACGAUAAUUAAAUUAAACUCUAUAUAUUAUGAUGUAAACUGUAUGAAAAGGGAAGAUCAAGAGGAGAACCGAGAGAGAGAUAAGUGAAUCAAAUGCAAUAAGAGGUCAAUGAUGAAACUGCUUAUUAAUUACUUGCAGCCAACGUAGUGCUAUAUACAAAAUAUUUAUUCAUUUGCGUAAAUAAAAAAGAAUGAAAGUAAAACGAUAUACCAAUGUUCAAAUCCAACGCAAUUUCAUGGAGAACAAGUCAACUGAAAAUAUAUAUAAAUAUGUAUUGAAAGGCGCAACUUUCGAAGUGGAUCGAAUAAAGUUAUAAAUGUAAAACGGAA
This is a messenger RNA of Drosophila biarmipes, 5471 nucleotides long. It is a transcript of the gene RhoGAP93B, whose product is annotated as hornerin. The record is from RefSeq and is a predicted model, not a curated record. Gene Ontology annotation, biological process: signal transduction. Gene Ontology annotation, cellular component: cytoplasm; cytoskeleton. The transcript is spliced from 14 exons. NCBI's taxonomy places the organism in Eukaryota, Metazoa, Arthropoda, Insecta, Diptera, Drosophilidae. Gene Ontology annotation, molecular function: GTPase activator activity; protein binding. Bases 540 to 4571 code for a protein of 1343 amino acids.